AUGAAAAGAUGCUGCACAGCUCUGGUGUUGUACGUGCUUUUGUCAUUUGGACUCUGCAUUGAGGAUGAGGCUGAAGAGGAAAACGAGAAUCCCCUCGUGUGUGAGGAUCCCGGAAAGAAGGUGUUUUUCGAGGAGCCGUCGCUGGCCAAAAGAAGCACGUGCGGUCAGCUGACUCGUUCGGCAUGUCAGUUCGUUCACGAUGCAAACAAGAAAUGCCCUUGUACCUGCCAGUACCUACUGAAAGGUGGCUACCCCUUGAUGUACCUUACAGCAGCCACUCCGGUGCCAACGAUCCCAACGCCCGCGUGGAUAGGUCCAAAACCCAAACGGAGAGGAUUCAGAAGGCGUGGAUACAAUAUCAUUCGCCAAUUUAAUGGUCAUCCUGAAUUGUUUCAAGCACCACCGUUUCCAUUGCCACCACGGCCUAUUGUUUAA
Soboliphyme baturini is the source of this 435-nucleotide messenger RNA. Lineage: Eukaryota; Metazoa; Nematoda; Enoplea; Dioctophymatida; Soboliphymatidae. The record is from the annotation of a GenBank genome assembly.